AGAGAGAGAGAGAGAGAGGGCGGAGAUACCGGAGAGUGCCAGAGACGCGAAGACGCAGCGGGACGCCGACUUGGCCAAGCUUCAAACAUAGGCACUUGAAAAAAAAAAAAAAAACAAUCCCACGUCAACGUCAAAGACAUGGACAUGGAGAGGGUAGAAAACGCGCCCUAAAAUGUCAGAUUUAAAUACGGCGAAGCGAGCGAGAGCGGCUUCCCCUCCCCUCCUCCCUCAUCUCUUACCCUAAACCCGGUGAUAUCGUCUCAGGUGCUUCAUCCUUCUUGACGCAGUCUGACUGAACUCGGGGAGCAAAAAAAAAUGAAGAAGUUUAAUAUUCGGAAGGUGCUGGACGGCUUGACGGCGGUAUCAUCGCCUUCAGCGUCGCCGCAUGCAGGGGCCAAAGAGAACGACUUCAUCCUCCCGGAGACCCUCCAGUCCGAGCACUUCCAGCUCUGUAAGACGGUUCGCCAUGGUUUUCCAUAUCAGCCAUCUUCCAUGGCCUUCGACCCGGUCCAGAAAAUCCUCGCCAUCGGGACUCAAAGUGGAGCUCUGCGGUUAUUCGGUCGUCCUGGCGUAGAAUGUUACUGUCAGCACGAGAGCGGCGCCGCCGUCAUCCAGCUCCAGUUCCUCAUCAACGAAGGGGCGUUAGUGAGCGCUUUAGCCGACGACAGCAUUCACUUAUGGAACCUGCGUCAGAAGAGACCAGCCGUCCUGCACUCCCUCAAGUUCAACAGGGAGAGGAUAACCUUCUGUUACCUGCCUUUCCAAAGCAAAUGGCUGUAUAUCGGCACAGAACGAGGAAACAUCCACAUUGUAAACGUGGAGUCUUUCACGCUCUCAGGAUACACUAUCAUGUGGAACAAAGCCAUUGAACUGUCCUCCAAGGCCCACCCUGGUCCUGUCGUCCACAUAAGUGAUAACCCGAUGGAUGAAGGCAAGCUUAUAAUAGGAUUUGAGUCUGGCAUCGUGGUGCUGUGGGAUUUGAAGUCGAAGAAGGCUGACUACCGCUAUACCUACGACGAGGCGAUCCAUUCUGUAGCCUGGCACCACGAGGGGAAGCAGUUCAUCUGUAGUCACUCAGACGGCACAUUGACCAUAUGGAAUAUAAGGUCCCCAGCCAAGCCUGCUCAGACAAUCACCCCACAUGGAAAACAGCCCAAGGAUGGAAAGAAGCCAGAGCCAUGUAAACCCAUUCUAAAAGUAGAGUACAAGACAACAAGGGCAGGGGAUCCAUUUAUUAUCUUGUCCGGCGGUCUAUCGUAUGACACGGUCGGUCGGCGGCCAUGUUUGACUGUUAUGCACGGGAAGAGCACGGCGGUGCUAGAGAUGGACUAUCCCAUCGUAGACUUCCUCACACUCUGUGAAACGCCAUAUCCUAACGAUUUUCAGGAACCUUAUGCUGUUGUGGUCCUUCUAGAGAAGGAUCUAGUAGUUAUCGACCUCGCACAAAAUGGCUACCCGAUCUUCGAGAACCCUUACCCCUUGACGCUUCACGAGUCCCCGGUGACUUGUUGCGAGUACGUGGCCGACUGUCCCGCAGACCUCAUUCCUGCACUUUACUCGGUCGGAUCACGCCAAAAAAGACAGGGCUACAGCAAAAAGGAAUGGCCUAUAAGUGGCGGAAACUGGGGCCAGGGCUCUCAGAGCUAUCCAGAAAUGAUAAUCACUGGGCAUGCUGAUGGUUCUGUGAAGUUCUGGGAUGCUUCUGCAAUAAUGCUCCAGGUGUUGUACAAGCUGAAGACAGCCAAGGUGUUUGAGAAAGCGCGCGGCAAGGAGGAGAAAGCGUCCACGGAGAUCGUAGACGAAGAUCCGUUCGCCAUCCAGCUCAUGGCGUGGUGUCCUGAGAGCCGAAUGCUGUGUGUCGCUGGAGUGUCUGCUCACGUGAUCAUCUACAGGUUCAGCAAACUGGAGGUCAUGACUGAGGUCAUACAGUUACUGGAGGUCCGACUGCAGUACGAGCUGAACGACCUCGAGUCACCUGAAGGAGAUCAGACUCCGGCUCCUCCCACUCCAAACACCUCACCGAGUCCGCAGAACGCCGGCCCACACCCACAUCCCUCCACCAGCAGCAACUCAUCUGACGGCAUUAGAGAUAAUGUUCCCUGUCUCAAGGUACGCAGCAGUCCUCUGAAGCAGUCUCCUGGGUAUCAGGUGGAGCUGGUGGUUCAGUUGGUUUGGGUCAAUGGAGAGCCACCGCAGCAGAUUAGCAGCCUGGCCAUCAACUCCUCAUACGGCCUCGUGGUCUUUGGCAAUACUAAUGGCCUGGUUGUGGUCGAUUAUCUCCAGAAGACUGUUCUGUUGAAUCUGAGCACCGUGGAGCUGUACGGAUCCGGCGACCCUUAUCAGAGACAACCUCGAUCACCUCGCAAGAGCAGGCAGCCAUCGGGAGGGCUGUGUGACAUCAACGAAGGCUCGGCGACGUCAGAGGACCGCUGCAAAUCACCCACCUCAGUGUUGACGUCUAACCAUCAGCAGUUCUACAAUGGCGGUGGUAGAGGAGCAAAGAUGUCACGGAAAUUAAGCUUGCCUACUGAGCUAAAGCCAGACUUGGUCUUACUCUCUGUAUGUCCACCACGGGGCUCAAUACCGCUAGACAACAGGGACAACUCAUUCAGCCGCUCACGCAGCUCCAGCGUGACCAGCAUCGACAGGGACACACGAGAAGCCAUAACGUCGUUCUUCUUCUCCCAGACGUACACGUGUAAAACGGACAGCACCCAAAGCCCCGCCCUGUGGGUGGGCACUUCGCUAGGUACAGUCCUUGCUAUCUCCCUAAACAUGCCCCCUCCAGGAGAGCAGCGGUUACUGCAGCCAGUCAUCGUCUCACCCAGUGGAACUUUCGUUCGGCUGAAAGGAAGCAUCGUCCGGCUGGCAUUCCUGGAUAACACAGGCUCCCUGCUCCCGCCCACAUCGGAGCUGUGGUACGAACCAAACACUGACAGCGAGGAGAAGGAGAGAGUGAGGAGGAGGAGGCCGGUGUCCGUCUCACCCUCUACCUCGCAAGACCUGACUGAGAGCCAGUAUAUGGUGGUAUGCUCGGAGAAGCAGGCCAAAGUGAUUUCUCUACCCUCACAAACCUGCGUCUUCAAGCACAACAUCACAGAGACGUCGUUUGUGCUGCAGGCAGACGUGGUGCAGGUGGGACCAGGCCUCUGUGUGGCGUGCUUCUGUGCCAACGGACACAUCAUGAUCCUCAGUUUACCUGGUCUCAGGCCGUUGCUAGAUGUAAACUACCUUCCUCUGACGGACAUGAGGAUAGCCAGGACCUUCUGCUUUACCAACCUGGGCCAAGCCAUGUACCUGACCUCCCCAACUGAGAUCCAGAGGAUAACCUACAGCCAGGAUGUUUGCGAGAACCUGCAGGAGAUGCUCGGUGAGCUCUUCACACCUGUGGAGACCCCAGAGGCUCCGAACAGGGGGUUCUUUAAGGGCCUUUUUGGAGGAGGAGCUCAGUCACUGGAUCGAGAAGACCUCUUUGGUGAGUCUGGGGCAGGUAAGGCAUCACGAAGCCUUGCUCAGCACAUCCCUGGACCGGGGGGCAUCGAGGGCAUGAAGGGGGCAGCAGCAGGUAUUGUGGGUGAUCUGGCUCGUGCAAGGAUAGCACUGGAUGAGAGAGGACAAAAACUGGGCGAGGUGGAAGAGCGGACAGCGGCCAUGAUGGCUAGCGCUGACUCAUUUACCAAACACGCCCACGAGAUGAUGCUGAAGUGUAAGGAUAAAAAAUGGUACCAGUUCUGAUGUGCAGUUCAGCCCCACGAACACAAAGGGACUCAACCGCUUAUCUAGAGAGCAUCAUCUUUUCUCUCGUCCUUCCUUCCCUCCCUCUUUGGUCCUUCAUCUCUUUCCUCCUGGACCACUGGGAUCCGUUGUUUAUUUCUGGCACAAUGUUGUGUGGACCUCAGUCCUACUGUCAGAAGUGUGUGUGUGUGUGUGUGUGUGUGUGUCUGUGUGCACGUGUGUGCGUGUGUUAGAUGGACUACAUGUCAAAACAUGACCAGACAUCCACCAUCUGCUUUCUUUUGUUUUGUCUGUUUGUUAUUCCCUUCCCCCACUGUUGCUGAGGUGAUUUUCUCCAGAGCCUCGGAGUUAAAUUUUUUCCCAUUCACGCUGUUUUCUUCUUUCAUCUCUUUCCUUCUCAGAAGAAAACCAGAAGCUAAACAAUACAUUUAAAAGGGAAAAAUAAAUAAACAGCCAUUGUAAAAAGAAAGAAUGAUAGUAAAAAAAAAAAAAGAAAAGGGUGAAAAAUAAUCUGCACAUAAUUCUAUAUAAAUCUCUAUAUUCAACUUUUGAACUGAUCAAAGCUGUUUUUAUUUGGACUGUUGAGGUGCAAAAAAAACACAUCUGGAGUAUGGAGGUUUGAGGAUUAGCCAUUAACAGGAAUUGAUGUCACUGUCAUGGAGGAGAUGGACCUAAUGACCCUGAGAGUUGUCCUUACUUCUCUUAAAGCCAUUUCUCUCUUUAUUUAUUUAUUUAUUUAUUUAUUUCAACAAGACCGAAAAAUAUGAAAGAGUCAAACGUUCUCUUCAGGUUUAAUUCAUUUUGUUUCAUGAUAUUCUAGUUUGCAUUUGGGAAUUGUCUCAUGGAUUAUAUCAGCACAAUAAUACUUUACAUUAAAGUACCAUAUUGAAUGGGUUUAUUUCUAAUUAGUCAAAUAAGUUUUAUCGAGCUAAAAGCGGAAAUGUUCGAAAGAAUAAAACUGGGAAAGAAUAGAAAUUGUGUGUUAACUAAUUAUAUACCUUUUUUUUCUUUUCUGAUGGUAUAUUCAUGUGCCCAGGUAUCCAGUACAGAAAAAGGGCUGAAAUGGAGGGGGGUUUUUUUGUUUGUUUUGUUUUGUUUUUUUUUUUUUAAAAAAAAGGGCUGAGAAAUAAAGACUAACAUCAACAACAUGACCAGAUUAUAUAUGGACAUAAUCCAAUUCGGCAUCACCGAUAUCACUUUCUCACUCAAUCAUUUUUUACUUCUCAGAAAUAUAUGUCACGUCUCUUAUCAUUGUGAUUAUUUUACAUAUUAUUUUUAUUUAUCUCUUUUAUUUCUCAUAGUUCCAGAGCAUUGAGCUCUGUAUAUUUUCCUAAUCUUAAAUUUUUCCUUUUAUUUAAAACAAGCAAGCACUUAUACCACAUUAAUGCUGAAAUUAAGAAUAAUGCAUUCGGUCUGAGUGUCCAAGUUUGAUGUCCGGACGAUGCGGUCACUCGUGUGAAUAUAUCUACAACCUACAAACAAGGCGUACACUUCCUUCCUGUUUAGCGUUUUGUUUUGAAGCUUGAACAGGUUAAUAAGGUGCUGCCUUUAAACCAGUGACACAAACGUAAUGUAGUCUGUGGCUCCGCCCACUCGACUCUCAGUCAAUAGUUAGGGUCACUUCGGGAUGUUAAUCUUUACUGUUUAUAAAGCCAUACCAGCUGUCUAAAUUUAUUUGUGCAGUUUUUUUGUGGGGAGGUAUUCGUUAAAAAAAAAUAAGAAAAAAAAAAAUCGAUAUAUCAAAAGCAAUUGAAUUGGAAAACGUCCAAUUACGUUUUCCCUCAACUGUAAUUUCAGUACAAGUGUAAUUUAUUGUGUGCAAGGACAUUGCUGCUAUAUGUGUUUGUACAUAAGACUUCUUUUCUCUGUCCAGAGCAUUACGUCCUCCCUCUCGUUCUUUCUCUCUUCCCCAAGUUUUUUUGCCAUCGUGUAAAUAAAUUAGUCUGACAAUCUGGGACCAUAAAUCGAAGAGCGAGAGCGGACGAACCGGUGUAAAGACAGUCCCCAUACUAUAUGUUGUUAAAUGCCAAAGAUUUACUUUUUUUCAGUGCUUUUAUUUCUAACCGUUACUUCUAGUAAUAUGGGACAUUGUUGUAUUAGUGAGGUUUUACGUGUGGUUCUUGACCCGUGUGGAUAAAACUACUUUCCUCAUUGAUUUUAAUUUGAGAAAAAAAAAACAUAAAUUAUAUUAUACAGUAUAAUAUAUAUUAUUGCCAUGUCAAAAUGUUUUAGAAUAUAAGUUGGUAUAAAUUCCUCCCAGUUUAAUUAGCAUUUCUGAGUUAAAGCGUGUAAAAGCGUGUUUAUUUCAUUUUACCGUCUUUUCCAUUAACACGUCCUUGCAAACUAGUUUUUGUCAAAUGAUUCCUUGCGAAUAAGCUGAAAGCUCAAUCAGAACAGUUAAAACGUAAUUGAUCGAGCGAUACGUUUUACUUCUGUUCGGAAGCUUUGUGUUUGGUUUUAAGCGAAUGGUUUGUUGGGGGUUUGUUAUUGACGUCCAGUGAGAUAGUGUGAACGUCUGUAUGCGUUUCAGACUAAAACCAAUUGUUUUAGCACAAAAGUCCAGUGUGGGAAAAAAGAGACUGAUCAUGAUAGUUGGGGAACCGUUGUGUUGGAUCUGCUAACAUAAUUUACUUGACCUUUAAAGAAAAAAAUAAAGGAAAAAGAAGUCAUUAACGCAGAACCUCUAUGUUCUCGGUUCCCACUAUCAUUGUUCAUCAGUAAUCUAAUGUGUGUUGAAAUGUUCAGUGACAGUAAGUGCAGUAAGUGUGAGCCACUCUCAGGCUGUGUGUGUCCUCUUCGAGCCGGUUUUCAGGCCUCACCUCCUUCGUUUCCGAUUCUGUCUGUGUGGAUGUUGAUUGUCAUUUUUUCCAAGAAAGAAAAAAAAAUCCCUGCUGAAACUGCGAUGUCUAAUAAUGCGCCUUCUUCCUCUGAUGUUUUUUUUUUUUUGGUUAAUAUUGUUUAUCCAUCAGCUCGUUGUAUUUUAAUAUAGUAUACUUCUGUUAUGAAGUAGAUCCUUUCGCUCUCUCGCUCUCUCUCUCUCUCUCUCUCUCUCUCUCUAUCUCUCUCUCCUUGCGCUUCAUCUCCCUUGUUCCUGAGUUUCACAGUUCUCGGUGGGUUGCAGUAUUUUUCUCAUUGUAGCCACUUUUCUUGUACAGUUUUAUGCAAAUUUCACAUGGAUGUUUGUGAAUAUCUGCUGCCACAAAUGAUUUAGAAUUAAUGUAGAUAGAGAUUACUGUGCAAUGAAAAAUAAAAAACGAAU
Messenger RNA from Tachysurus vachellii, 6994 nucleotides. It is a transcript of the gene stxbp5a, whose product is annotated as syntaxin binding protein 5a (tomosyn). The transcript is spliced from 27 exons. Gene Ontology annotation, biological process: regulation of exocytosis; regulation of protein secretion. Gene Ontology annotation, cellular component: cytoplasm; SNARE complex; plasma membrane. Gene Ontology annotation, molecular function: GTPase activator activity; myosin II binding; syntaxin binding. The record is from RefSeq and is a predicted model, not a curated record. Bases 316 to 3735 code for a protein of 1139 amino acids. NCBI's taxonomy places the organism in Eukaryota, Metazoa, Chordata, Actinopteri, Siluriformes, Bagridae.